AUGGCUGACACAAAUACGCCCGCGCCGGCAGAGAAAGAAGCCAAACUGGUCGCUGAAGCCCAGCCAUCAAAGCCCGAGGAAGUCACAAAAAAGCCGCCUACACAGGGGGAAGAGGAAGAAUCAGACUGGGAAGAGCUUGACGAUGUGCUGGAUGACUUCUCUGCGGCAAAGAAUACCUCCCAACCUACACAAGAUAAAACAAUACCGGAGUCUCAGGGGAAACAAGCGGAUUUAAAUCCAGAACUAUCAACCGCUGACCAGGAUGCGCUAUUAAAACAACUAGAGGCUGGGAUGGCUGAAUUGAUGGGCAAUCUCCCCACAGAUGCGAGCGGGCAGACCAAAGAUGGAGACUCUUCAAAGGAGAAGAUAAGCGAUAUACCAGGGAUGCCGCAAUUUCCAGGAAACGAAGACUGGAAUGCGCUUACUGAAGAGCUGGAGAAGAAAGGGUUUACAAUGGCAGAUGUGAUGAAGCUUAUGAUGGGCGAAGAGUUGAUGACAGGCGGUGAAGGCAUCCCUGGGAUAGACGGUUCAACAGAUACAGGUAAACCAUCAAGCACGGAAAAGCAGCCAUCACCACCCUCGACGAAGAAGGGAGAGGAUAACUUCCAAGACACGAUUCAGAAGACGAUGGAACGAAUGCAAGAGUCGGGUGACAAAGCUACUGCCGAAGUCAACGAAAGCGGAAAUGAUGAUAUGUUGAUGCAGAUUCUCAAGGCAAUGGAAAGCAGUGGCUUUGCUGGCGCUGGCGAAGGGGACGAUGGGAACCUAGACAAGCUUUUCAUGGGGAUCAUGGAACAAUUGUCAAAUAAGGAAAUGUUGUAUGAGCCUUUGAAGGAGCUUGAUGACAAGUUUGGCCCUUGGUUGAAAGAGAACAAGGAUAAGGCAGGGAAGGAAGACCUGGAGAGAUAUGAAUUGCAGGCUUCUUUGGUAUCCGAUAUCGUCAAGAAGUUUGAAGAGAAGAAUUUCUCAGAUGAUAAACCCGAGGACAGAGCUUAUAUCUGGGAUAAGAUGCAAAAGAUGCAAUCCGCUGGAAGCCCUCCAGACGAUCUCAUAUCAGGUCCAUUUAUGGACGAAUCCAAACUCCAGGCACUUGGUCAAGACGGGUGCGCGCAGCAAUGA
Molecule: messenger RNA, 1119 nt
Organism: Nannizzia gypsea CBS 118893
Lineage: Eukaryota; Fungi; Ascomycota; Eurotiomycetes; Onygenales; Arthrodermataceae
Product: farnesylated protein PEX19
Exons: 3
Coding region: 1-1119 (372 amino acids)
Biological process (GO): protein import into peroxisome membrane
Cellular component (GO): peroxisome; peroxisomal membrane
Source: RefSeq, a predicted model, not a curated record